CCAUUGCCUCCUGGACCUCCUGGAAUACCCGUUCUUGGGAACUUGUUCGACCUUCCCAAACGCUCACCUUGGAUUGGGUACCGGGACAUAUGCCAAAAAUACGGGGACUUGGUUCACUUUCAGGUUAUGGGCCGCUCCAUUCUUCUCGUAAACGACGCCAAGAUCGCUUCCGACCUGCUAGACAAGCGGUCGACGGUAAACUCCUCCCGCCCGACGUUGACGGCGGUUGAAUUGGUAGGCUGGGAGUGGAGCUUGGUGUUCAUGCCCUAUGGCCAGUGGUGGCGGCGGCACAGGCGGGCGUUCUGGCAGCACUUCCACCCGGGCGCGAUCCCCGCCUAUCGUGACGUGCUGGAGCAGGGAGCACAUCGGCUGUUGUCGCGGCUUCUCACGACGCCAGGGAAACUCGAGGAGCACCUUCGCUACGCGCUCGGGGUCGCGAUAUGCAAGGCGGCACACGGGCUGGACAUUGCUGAGCAGAACGAUGCAAGGAUGGAGAUCUUCGAGAGAGCGCUGAGGAGCGUAGACGUGCUCGUAGAUGGCGCGACGGUGCUGGAGUUCUUCCCGUUCCUGACUGCCAUUCCGACGUGGCUGCCGGGGACGAGCUUCUUACGGCGGCUAGCGGAGGAUAGGAAGAACGCUCACAUGCUCCGGGAGCUGCCUUGGAUCCAAGCGAAAGAAAUGGAUAACGGGUCGAGUUCACGCUCUAUCGCAAGCGCUAUGAUGGACAAAAUCGCGCGCCUUGAUCCCGCGAACGCAGCAGAGGAAGAAGGCGUGGCGAUGAGUGCUGCCGGGAUGGCCUACGCAGCCGGCUUAGACACGCAAUAUGCCGCUCUUCAAAGUCUGUUUCCGGCUCUAUCCCUCCAUCCUGAAGUCCAGGAGAACGCACGAGCAGAGCUGGACAGCGUCGUCGGCCCCGAUAGGCUCCCGACAUUCGAAGACCGGGACGCACUUCCUUACGUCAACGCUGUAGUGAAGGAGCUCCUGAGGUGGCAUAACGCUACGCCGCUAGGCGUCGCGCGGUGCAGCGUCGCCGAUGACGAGUACAAUGGAUACUACAUCCCUGCCGACACGACCAUAGUAGUCAACGUAUGGUCAAUCGUGCAUGAUCCGGAGCGAUACGCUGAGCCAGAUAGAUUCAUGCCCGAGCGCUACUUGAAAGACGGCAAGCUUGACUGUGACGUAACCGACCCGAAUGGAGUCAUCUUUGGGUUUGGCAGACGGAUAUGCCCGGGACGUUACUUCGCAGACGCAACGCUUUUCAUAUUCGUCGCGUGCGUUCUACACGUGUUUGACAUAACGCCACCCUUGAACGAAAACAAACACCCCAUACACAUCAAGCCUCAAGCUACCGAUGGGAUAAUUUCCUAUUUGGACGAUACCAGGUGCACGAUCAAACCGCGUUCUGCGACCGCGGAGGGACUCGUACGCCGCACAUCAAGUAACAUGAGAGCCUCUGCUUGAAGGAGAGGUGUCGUCUGGGCUCGUU
This is a messenger RNA of Dichomitus squalens LYAD-421 SS1, 1486 nucleotides long. RefSeq names its product cytochrome P450. The transcript is spliced from 10 exons. The record is from RefSeq and is a predicted model, not a curated record. Gene Ontology annotation, molecular function: iron ion binding; heme binding; monooxygenase activity. NCBI's taxonomy places the organism in Eukaryota, Fungi, Basidiomycota, Agaricomycetes, Polyporales, Polyporaceae. Bases 127 to 1461 code for a protein of 444 amino acids.